UUUGCUGGAGAGCGGGACAGGCACCCAGAGGGGGACAUACAGGGCGAGGGAGUGCCAGGCAGGCGAGGGCUCCCACAGAGAGCAGCGAAGCAGCCGAGCGGGCGGGCGGUCGGGGGAGUUGACCAAGUCCAGCACCAUGGGUCUGCUUGAGUGCUGUGCCAGAUGUCUCAUCGGGGCACCCUUUGCUUCGUUGGUUGCCACUGGCUUGUGCUUCUUCGGGGUAGCGCUGUUUUGUGGCUGUGGGCACGAAGCCCUCACAGGCACCGAGCAGCUCAUUGAGACCUACUUCUCCAAAAACUACCAGGACUACGAGUAUCUCAUCGACGUCAUCCACGCUUUUCAGUACGUCAUCUAUGGCACGGCCUCCUUCUUCUUCCUCUACGGAGCCCUGCUGCUGGCCGAAGGCUUCUACACCACCGGUGCCGUCCGGCAAAUCUUCGGGGACUACAGGACCACCAUCUGCGGCAAGGGCCUCAGCGCAACGGUAACUGGGGGCCCGAAAGGGAGGGGAGCGCGAGGCCCCCAGCGAGCUCACUCGUUGCAGCGAGUGUGUCAGUGUUUGGGAAAGUGGCUAGGACAUCCUGACAAGUUUGUGGGCAUUACCUACGUCCUGACCAUCAUCUGGCUCCUGGUCUUCGCCUGCUCCGCGGUGCCCGUCUACAUCUAUUUUAACACCUGGACCACUUGCCAGUCCAUUGCCAACCCCAGCAAGACCUCGGCCAGCAUUGGCACCCUGUGUGCGGAUGCCAGGAUGUACGGCGUCCUGCCCUGGAAUGCUUUCCCCGGUAAGGUAUGCGGCUCCAACCUGCUCUCCAUCUGCAAGACCAGCGAGUUCCAGAUGACUUUCCACCUCUUCAUCGCAGCCUUCGUGGGGGCGGCUGCCACGCUGGUCUCACUGCUCACCUUCAUCAUCGCCGCCACCUACAACUUUGCCGUCCUCAAGCUGAUGGGCCGAGGCACCAAGUUCUAGCCUGCGCUGUGGAUCCCGGCCAGACCAAAUGCCCUUCUUUUCUCUAACCUCGAGGCUUUAACACUGCAGCCACCCGACACCAGGUCUCCUGCCUUAACUCUGCCUUCGCCGCUGACUCCCCUCCUCUUCCUCCCUCGCAUCCAUCGUGCUGAGCGUGACCAGGAAGGAGAGCUUCCCACCAAUGGACACCUCUUCAUGCACUUUUCUCUCUCUGCUCAUCCGUAACCGGUUCGCUCUAGGGCCAAGCCCACCAAAACCAACCAGAGAAGAGGAGGGACUUACUCCAGUGUCCCAAUGUUGCCUAGAGAUGAGCAAAGGCCUUCAUGCUCCUGGGAGGAGGAAAUCCAUGUAGGUUGCUCUACGAGUAGCAAGGGGCUACCUAGAGAGAAAAGGAAGUUGGCCCAGUCCUGGUACCAUUGCUAGAGACUCUCCUGGAGCUGUCUGCUGUCACCACCCGUGGAUGGAGAAUAAGGACUUUUUUUUUUUUCUUCUUCUCCCUUAGCACAGAAAGAUGAUGAAUUUACCCCAAAUUGCCUGCUGCAGCCAAGGCAAAGGGAGUUCAGGGCAAGGAUCUUCCCAUUGCGGAGAAGAGAGUGCUGACCCCAAUGCUGAUAAAGCCCUAACCCAGCUGCCCCUUAUUAAAGCCUAAAGGAGUUUGGUGUCUCUCUAAGACAAGGGGGGGACUCUUGGCUUUACCCUCCAGGUAAAGAGGUGGCAGAUAGGUUUGACCGAGAGGGGAUGUCUCUGCUCUGUGCCCCAGGAGCGUAAAGCCAGAGCCACCCCUUGGCAGGCAGGGGGGAUGUCCCCCCCCCGGCCUGCCCACCCUUGCCCUGCCAGCGCCGCGCUCGCCGCACGCUCUCGUCCCUUCACAAUGGUGCUCUUCUCUGGGGUGACGUCUGCUUCUCUAACCUCCGCUGCGCCGGAGAGCUUGGUUGGUUUCUCAUCUGUCUCAAAUGUAACUUUCCCUCCUCCUUGUCCACCCUCUUCCCCUCACUUUUCUCCAACCCCUCUACAUUCCACAUUUCCUGCAAGUCAGGACAACUGUCUUGUGUCUGCCAGGGCUGGGGGGACCAGCAGCAUCUCGCUUCCAGCCCAAACCCAUGAAG
Calidris pugnax (ruff) is the source of this 2076-nucleotide messenger RNA. It is a transcript of the gene PLP1, whose product is annotated as proteolipid protein 1. Lineage: Eukaryota; Metazoa; Chordata; Aves; Charadriiformes; Scolopacidae. The record is from RefSeq and is a predicted model, not a curated record. Bases 137 to 970 code for a protein of 277 amino acids. Gene Ontology annotation, molecular function: structural constituent of myelin sheath. Gene Ontology annotation, cellular component: plasma membrane; myelin sheath. Gene Ontology annotation, biological process: axon development; central nervous system myelination. The transcript has 7 exons.